Messenger RNA from Phacochoerus africanus (Common warthog), 367 nucleotides. RefSeq names its product small integral membrane protein 13 (gene SMIM13). Lineage: Eukaryota; Metazoa; Chordata; Mammalia; Artiodactyla; Suidae. The record is from RefSeq and is a predicted model, not a curated record. The transcript has 2 exons. The coding region runs from base 92 to 355 and encodes 87 amino acids.
CCGGCGCCUUGCCGCGCCCGGCGCCGGCUGCUGAAGCCCCGGACGCGCCGCUCGCCUGCCGCCCGGAGCCGGCCGCCCUCCUGUGCCCAAGAUGUGGCACAACGUCGGGCUGACCCUGCUCGUGUUCGUGGCCACGCUGCUGAUCGUGCUGCUGCUGAUGGUGUGCGGUUGGUACUUUGUUUGGCAUCUUUUUUUGUCAAAAUUCAAGUUUCUUCGGGAGCUGGUGGGAGACACAGGGUCCCAGGAAGGAGAUCACGAGCCUUCAGGGUCUGAAACGGAAGACGACGCUUCCUCCUCCGCACCCCGGGUCAGAUCUGCUCGCCAGAGAAGGGCACCUGCGGAUGAAGGGCACUGAGCCCCCGCCGCG